AGCAGAUGGUUCCUGGCACACUCGACAGCGGCUUUGUUAUGUCACCGACCAAAGAAAGGGAUAAAUCUCAGCUGACUAUGCUGGUGCACGUGAAAUCAUGGAUGAUUUAAUAUGCAGAAGAGAAAAUGUCCUCCUUUUCAUACCCAACUUAAUAGGGUAUGUGCGGGUUAUCCUUUUAUUUGCAUCGUGGAUCUUCUUCAACAAUCCAGUCCUCUUCCUGUGCUUUUACACAGCUUCAGUCUUGCUGGAUGGUCUAGAUGGAAUUGUUGCUCGGCAAUUGAAUCAAACAUCAGCAUUUGGAGCAUGGUUGGAUGUUGCUACAGACAAUCUCGGCAGAGGAAUGCUUUGGACCUUGCUUUAUAAGUGGGGAUACUUUAUCAGUGCAGUGGAGUGGAUGGUAUUUGUGUGUACACAUUCACUUGGAGCACAUUGGAAGAGUGCUCAAUCCAACCCACCUUCAUGGGUUCAACUUGUUAUGGCUAAAGGAUUUAAAACACCUGCAGGAGCAUUUGCAAUCUGUGGCCUUCAUGGGCUCCCUGUGUGGUUGUAUGGUACGAAUAAACACAUGUGGUCACCAUUCAUGUCACAUCACUUACAGUUGGGAGUCACUGGAAUUUUAGUGUCUGGUAGAGCCUUGUGCAUGGGAGUUGAGGUUUGGUUUAUUACAAGUCACAUUAAAGAUUUACUGGCAGAUCAUGAACAAAAAAGGCCCUUAUCAAAUACAGAACCCAUGAUGGAAGACACUGAUUAAAGAUGCAUGCUAUCUUGAAAUCUGUCAUGCCAGCUGGUGGCAUUUAAAGAUAGCUUUUUCAUCCUGAAAUUCUUAAAAAAUUCAGCGCUAAUAAAAACUGAGCAUUUUGUACCUUUCUUAUCACUGAAUUAUUCUAGGAAUUGUAAGUAUUUUUUCUGAUCAUAAAAGUUUCCACCUAGGGACAUUUUAACAUAUAUCAAAUACUGAAGAUGUAGCUAAAUGAAGCCCAAAUAACUAUGACUGAAAAAGAGGUGCAAACUUUGAAUAUGAAACCCAGAGCCUCACAUAACAAUGAUAAAAGUUCCUAGUUAUCAAUUGAAAUUAUUUUAUAUAUAUCAAUAGACUAUUAUUUGCCACAUGACUUCUUUCAUAUAUGGCUGAGAUCUUUUAAAAUUAUUUUAUUGAUUAAUUUGCAUGUCACUUCAUCUUCUUUCCCUCAUUAUCAUGUGGAAAUAAAUUACAUUAAACGUGUUCACAAGUCUAGGAAGGCUAAUAAAAAAACAAGUCAAAGAGUAACAACAAGCCUCUUCGGCUGUCAAUGUGAGAUGUCUCUACAGUGAAAAGAAAAACAUCCCAGAAAUCAAACUAUACUAUUAAAUAAGACAGAAAAAAUGUG
Molecule: messenger RNA, 1367 nt
Organism: Pocillopora damicornis (cauliflower coral)
Lineage: Eukaryota; Metazoa; Cnidaria; Anthozoa; Scleractinia; Pocilloporidae
Product: CDP-diacylglycerol--inositol 3-phosphatidyltransferase-like
Biological process (GO): phospholipid biosynthetic process
Cellular component (GO): membrane
Molecular function (GO): phosphotransferase activity, for other substituted phosphate groups
Source: RefSeq, a predicted model, not a curated record